This is a messenger RNA of Entrophospora sp. SA101, 1602 nucleotides long. The record is from the annotation of a GenBank genome assembly. Lineage: Eukaryota; Fungi; Glomeromycota; Glomeromycetes; Entrophosporales; Entrophosporaceae.
AUGAAGAUAAUACAAGUUUCGAACAAUAAUAAUAAAAAAAAGAGUUUAAAAGCAAAAGAAUUUUUACCUUGUUGCUGUGCAUUUAUUGGCAUUUCAUUCGUUUUAAAAAAGAAAGGCUUGCUAGCUGCAAACGAAUUUGCCGGUAAAGGAUAUGCUUAUUUAUCAAAUGGAUUAUGGUGGAGUGGAAUGAUACUAACAAUCUUGGUAACUCCAUUAGGAGCAUUAAGUGUUGUAGUAAGCGCAAUUUGUUCUUCAAUCUUUCUUAAAGAAAGAUUAAGCAUGCAGGGUAAAAUAGGUUGUGCACAAUGUAUUAUUGGAGCUAUUAUAAUUGUCAUGCAUGCUCCGCCUCAGCAUUCUGCCACUUCUAUUGAUGAAUUUCGAUCUUUAUUUUUUUCACCUGGAUUUCUUAGUUAUGCAAUAGUUUGUAUAGUAUUAUCUGGUUUAAUAAUAUGGAGGCUUGCACCAAAUUAUGGGUCUAGAAAUAUGUUGGUUUAUAUCAGUGUCUGUUCAAUCAUUGGUUCACUCUCGGUUGUUACAACUCAAGGUCUUGGUAUUGCGAUACUCAAAACUAUAGAAGGCGAAAAUCAAUUCACACAUUGGUUUACGUACUUUUUAAUAGUUUUCAUAGUUGUAACGUUGUUGAUUGAAAUCAAUUAUUUAAACAAAGCAUUGAAUCUAUUCAACACUGCAAUGGUCACUCCCGUAUAUUAUGUUGUAUUCACUAGUUUAACAAUAAUAUCAUCGUCGAUUUUGACUAAAGGUUUCGAAGCGCCACCUCAAGGUGUCGUAACCGUUGUUUUGGGAUUUUUGGUGAUUUGUUCGGGAAUCGUUUUAUUGCAAACUUCAAAAGGUACAGUUGUUGACCUUAGAAAUCCCUCAAUUCUAUCCCCAACUGGCACCAUAAUAAAUCAUGACAUGGAAACAGUAUCUACAUUAAAUAAUAAUAAUAGUUUGUUAAUGCGUGCAAAUUAUAUCGAGCCAGGUGCAUCUGAAAUUAGAGCAAGUUUUGGUAGCAUCAAAAGGUAUUCUAUGAAUUUUAGUGCUAUUAAAGAAUCUGCCACGUUAUCAUAUGAUCUACCAACUUCUAUGACAGCUCCUCCCACAAAAACGAUAAUAAAUAAACACAGACAUAAAAGAAGCAUGAGUGUAAAUUUUGAAGAGGGAAAGGAUCUUAGCGGUUUAAAAACGAGAAAUAAAGGUUCUGGACCUCAAAGAUCCAAUAGUACCAAAUCAAUGCCUGAUCCUGCCAUAAUAAAUGAAUUUGAAAACGAUAAAGUCGAUGACGACGACAAAAAUGAUGAAAAGAAACCGUAUGGUCAGCCAAAACAGUUGCUGAAACUUGAUCAUCAUAUUGAUAUCCUAUCAUUACCGUCACCAUUACAACAUCCAAUCAAUUAUAUAAAACAACAUUUGUCACCUACAAACUCAUUAUUUCAAGAUAAUGGUGGUACGAGUGAUGGUAUUAGAAUUAGUAGGUUACAAAAAGCUAGUACCAGAAGAUCACAAAAUUCAAUGCAUUUGGUUGAUAAAAUGAAAUCAGGGAUGAAUUCGUCCGAAUCAAAAGAUGAACAUGAAGUUUUAGUAGGACAAAAAAUGGUAUAA